Molecule: messenger RNA, 9539 nt
Organism: Grus americana (Whooping crane)
Lineage: Eukaryota; Metazoa; Chordata; Aves; Gruiformes; Gruidae
Gene: IPO8
Product: importin 8
Exons: 25
Coding region: 99-3248 (1049 amino acids)
Biological process (GO): protein import into nucleus
Cellular component (GO): nuclear envelope; cytosol
Molecular function (GO): small GTPase binding
Source: RefSeq, a predicted model, not a curated record
GAUUGUGGCACGGGGGGGCGGCGGCGCUAGCGGCGGCGGCUCCUCUUCCUGCUCCUGCGCUCGGGAAAGCGCUGCCUGCCGGCGAGGGGAGGGGGACGAUGGAUCCCAACAGGAUCAUCCAGGCUCUGAAGGGCACCAUAGACCCCAAACUGCGCAUCGCCGCCGAGAACGAGCUCAAUCAGUCCUAUAAGAUUAUCAAUUUUGCUCCAAGUCUGCUGCAAAUCAUAGUAUCAGAUCAAGUUGAAUUUCCAGUGCGUCAAGCAGCUGCCAUUUACCUGAAGAAUAUGGUGACACAGUACUGGCCGGAUCGUGAACCACCUCCUGGAGAAGCAGUAUUUCCAUUCAACAUUCAUGAAAAUGAUCGUCAGCAGAUUCGUGAUAACAUUGUUGAAGGAAUAAUUCGUUCUCCUGACUUAGUGAGAGCCCAGCUGACAAUGUGUCUCCGUGCUAUCAUUAAACAUGACUUUCCUGGCCAUUGGACAGCCGUGGUAGACAAGAUAGGCUACUACUUGCAGUCUCAGAACAGUGGGAGCUGGCUUGGGAGCCUCCUGUGUCUGUAUCAGCUGGUGAAGACUUACGAAUACAAAAAAGCAGAGGAGCGAGAUCCUCUCAUAGCAGCAAUGCAAAUAUUUUUGCCUCGGAUUCAGCAGCAGAUGAUCCAGCUUCUGCCUGAUAACUCCCAUUACUCUGUACUGCUUCAGAAACAAAUCUUAAAAAUCUUCUAUGCUCUUGUUCAGUAUGCAUUGCCGCUCCAGUUGGUGAAUAACCAGACUAUGACUCAGUGGAUGGAGAUCUUCCGUACUAUCAUUGACAGAAACGUACCUCCAGAGACUUUGCAAAUUGAUGAAGAUGAUAGACCGGAGCUGGUGUGGUGGAAAUGCAAGAAGUGGGCAUUGCAUAUUGUAGCUCGUCUUUUUGAACGGUAUGGAAGUCCUGGAAAUGUAACUAAAGAAUACUUUGAAUUUUCAGAGUUUUUUUUAAAAACCUAUGCUGUGGGCAUACAACAGGUUCUCUUAAGAAUCUUAGACCAGUACAGGCAAAAAGACUAUGUUGCACCACGUGUUCUUCAGCAAACAUUAAAUUAUCUGAACCAAGGAGUUAUUCACUCUGUAACAUGGAAGCAAAUGAAGCCACACAUACAGAGUAUAACAGAAGAAGUGAUAUUCUCUCUAAUGUGCUACAAAGAUGAGGAUGAAGAGCUCUGGCAGGAGGAUCCUUAUGAAUACAUCCGCAUGAAAUUUGAUGUGUUUGAGGAUUAUGCAUCCACUACAACAGCAGCACAGAAUCUCCUUUAUACUGCUGCAAAGAAGAGAAAAGAGGUAUUACCAAAAAUGAUGGCAUAUUGCUACCAGAUUCUUACAGAGCCAAACAUUGAUCCAAGGAAAAAAGAUGGAGCUUUGCAUGUUAUAGGAUCCCUAGCAGAUAUUUUACUGAAGAAGAGCGUCUUCAAGGAUCAAAUGGAGCUGAUGUUACAGAAUCAUGUAUUUCCAUUGUUCAUGUCUAACCUGGGGUACCUCAGAGCUAGAUCCUGUUGGGUACUUCAUUCAUUCAGUGCUUUGAAAUUUCACAAUGAGCUAAACUUGAGGAAUGCAGUAGAGUUGGCAAAGAAGAGCCUAAUUGAUGAUAAGGAAAUGCCUGUCAAAGUAGAAGCAGCUAUAGCUCUUCAGACGUUAAUAAGCAACCAAGAGCAAGCCAAGGAAUAUGUGAAGCCUUAUGUAAGGCCAGUUAUGCAAGAGCUCUUGCAUAUUGUUAGAGAGACGGAAAACGAUGAUCUUACUAACGUAAUCCAGAAGAUGAUCUGUGAGUACAGUCAGGAAGUUGCUACCAUCGCCGUUGACAUGACUCAACACCUGGCUGAAAUAUUUGGUAAAGUACUUCAGAGUGAGGAAUAUGAGGAAGUAGAGGACAAAACAGUUAUGGCCAUGGGCAUCUUGCACACAAUUGACACUAUCCUGACAGUUGUGGAAGAUCACAAGGAGAUAACUCAACAGCUCGAGAGCAUUUGUUUACAGAUCAUUGGCCUCGUUUUGCAGAAACACGUUAUAGAGUUUUAUGAAGAAAUUCUCUCCUUGGCCUACAGCUUGACAUGCCAGAUGAUUUCACCUCAAAUGUGGCAGCUUUUAGGUGUUUUAUAUGAAGUGUUCCAGCAGGAUUGCUUUGAGUACUUUGCAGAUAUGAUGCCUCUCUUGCAUAAUUAUGUGACUAUUGACACUGAUACUUUACUGUCUAACCCAAAGCAUUUAGAAAUCAUUUACGCCAUGUGUAAAAAGGUAUUAACAGGAGAUGCAGGAGAAGAUGCAGAGUGCCAUGCAGCCAAACUCCUAGAAGUAAUUGUUCUUCAAUGCAAAGGACGGGGUAUUGACCAGUGUAUUCCACUCUUUGUGGAGGCUGUUCUGGAGCGGUUAACUAGAGGAGUUAAAACAAGCGAGCUUCGUACCAUGUGUCUUCAGGUUGCCAUAGCCGCACUCUACUACAAUCCUGACCUACUUCUGCACACCUUAGAGAACAUCAGAUUUCCACACAAUCCUGAACCCAUCACUGCACAGUUCAUAAACCAGUGGAUGAAUGACACAGACUGUUUUCUUGGACUCCAUGACAGAAAGAUGUGUAUAAUAGGACUGAGCAUCCUAAUGGAAUUGCAGAACCGACCACCUGCAGUGGAUGCUGUGGCUGCCCAGAUUGUGCCUUCAAUCCUCCUCCUCUUCCUGGGCUUAAAACAAGUUUGCGCCUCACGAGAGCUCACAGAACAUGAGGAUCAUGCUAAAGACGAAAAACACGUUGCAGAAGAUAAUGAAGAGAUACCGAGUGAUGAGGAGGAGACAAAUGAAGUGAGCCAGGCGAUGCAAGAAAACCAUGGUGGAGGAGGAGGUGGUGGUGGUGGUGGAGGUGGAGAGGAAGAGGAUGAAGAUGAUGAUGAUGAUGAUGACUGGGAUGAAGAUGCAUUGGAAGAGACUGCUCUUGAAGGGUUCAGCACACCUCUUGACCUUGAAAAUGGUGUCGAUGAAUACCAGUUUUUUACACAAGCACUUUUAGCGGUGCAGAGCCGAGAUGCAGCCUGGUACCACUCACUGACAGCACCCUUGAGUGAGGAUCAGAAGAAACAGCUGCAGGAAAUUUAUACAUUAGCAGAACAUCGGCGAAAUGCUGCAGAGACUAAGACAAUAGAACAACAAAGUGGCUACACAUUUGACAACAAAGGACUGAUCACAGCAUUUAACUUUGCUGGAAGUACUCCUGGUGGCAACUGAAGGAUCAACUGCAAAGGUCAAUGGGAAGGGUCUCAUCAUUACAUUUUCUUGAAAUCAUCAUGACUUCUGAGUGAUAGGGGAGGGUAAUUUAAUGCUGCUGAAAGUUUUCUGGAAAAUAGCAGUGUGCUUCCCCCACCAGAAUGCUCUUUCUAACCAGCUACUGUAAUGUACAAAUUCUUGUGGUGUUUUUAUAAUUUGAUGGACUGAAAGGAAACAUUUGUCCUCAAGGAACCUGAAUGACUGGGAGGGGCCAGGCUGCAUCUAAUUGAGUUGCACUUCUCAGGUUUUUGCUGUGCAGAAUUGAUAGAUUCAUAUGGAUAACAGUGCCUUCUGUUGUACAUGGAUUGCCUGAACAAAUGGAUUUUGGAGUGCAUUAUACUUUUUUAAGUGUAAGGACAUUUCUUGAUACACUGUAAGCCUUGGUUCCACGUUUUCCUGUCAUCUGCUUUUUACUACUCAGUUUAAUUGUUGUUGGUUGCAUACACAUUGCUGGAUUCAGAUUAUGAUCUCAUCUUCCCUGUUUGGUGCAGACCAAAUGUGUAGAGGGAGGUGCCUGUUGGAGUUGCAAAGCAUACACUGGUUACGUCAAAGGGUCUUAACAAAUUGCAGAUUUUCCCUUGAUGCAGUAGUCUUAAAUUAUUUCUCUUAGCCAUGAAAUCAACUCGCUUGAGUUAUGAUGGCAUGGCAGGUGGCUACCCUAAAUCUACAUGGAUAUUACCUCCUGCCUGGACAAGUGGUGUGGCCCUCGCAUGUAGGUGUUCUACAUGACAACUUUUUAUUUCCACUAUUUUUGAUGCAUAUUGGAUUUUACUUGGGAUUCUAUAAACCUCUUUCCUGUUUUGAUUCAUUCAUUACCAUUCCAGUGGUAGUACUGAAUAAUGUGGUAUAAAAUAUUCAGAAUAUUUUAUUUAUCUUGAUAGAAGAAAAACAGCUCCAAACUUAUUUCUUCUUACUCUUACACUUCUGUGAUUGAACUUCUAGUCUGCAUUCCAUUUGGCUGUUCUUGUCCCUUGCUGAAAUAUCUACCAGGUUUCUUCCUAAAUUUCAAAGACUGGUUUCUGAUAAACUGAAACACAGAUAACAAGGUGUUUGUGAAUAUGUUCAUUUAGUGAGAAACUGAUAGCAGUACUAAUUUGAAUAGGUGCCCCUCCUUUAGAUCUAUUUGGGAUCGCAGUGGUGUAGCCAAAAUAAGUAGGGGUGCUUUAGAAUAUGAAGUUUGGAUUGGAGAUAAAAUCUUUAGACCAGAUUUUGUCUCUGUGUUAAUUUCCUUAUGAUGUAAAAAUAUUUACCAAGCAAUUUUAAGCACAUGCUGAUAAUGUAUUUCUUUAGAGCAAUGCCCCAGCUGAAAAGUCGAAGCCCUUCCCAUACCCCAUCAAAUUUUCAACUGUAGUGUAUUACAGAUUGCUUGCCCUGCACUGUGCUGAAGCUUUCUUUUUUUUAUAUGUCAGAGUAAUUAUAAUUUGGUCUGAUAAAUCUGAAGCAGUCUACACCUUGGCUUCUGGAAAAGGCCAAAGUGUGUCUGCCUGUUCCUUGCCCCAUCCCCUGGAAUUUUCUAAGUCCGGCAGCUGUGGGGCAGAAGAUUCCACACUGCUUUUCUUUUUCCUACACCUUUGUGUCAGACUCUCUCUGGUGCUGUUCUCUGCUGCUGCUUUUUUUUUUCGUCCCCCCCCCUCCCCCCCCAGCAGCUGCAAAGUAAAGUUGGCCUGGUUCCUGUAGGUUUUUUUACUGCUGCUACUCACUUAAUAGCAACAGUGAAAAUUUCUCACUUUUAGGUCUCUUGUGCAUAUGGAAAACUGUGAGAAUUCCAGGGUCUAUAUUUCCAAAAGUGAACAAUACAUUAGACCUGCCUUGGACAGGCUCUUUAAGUUCAAGCAGCAGAGGGCCAGGACAUCCUUUAUUUUGAAAUGUUGGACCAUGAAAAUCAUAGGUCACUUUUGCGAACUUAGGCCUGGGGGUGUAUUGACUGAGCUGGUAGGAAGGCAUUGCAUCCAGUUUGUUGGUGAAUUUCUCAGAAACCAUAGAAGUUUUGAAAUCCUUCACAAAUAUAAGAAAUGUUUUUUGGAAGUCGAGGACGUGGACGACUUACCUGACACUUGAAGUUAAGUGUUAAGAAGGUAAACUGUUUAAGUCCUUUAUUAUUUUAUUUAAAAAAAAAAGAGAUUGUCAAGUUGGGUUUCUUUCAAAGCCCAUUUUCCUUCUCUACACUGCAGAGUAAAGAGGGAUUUAUUUUUCUUCUGCUAAUGAGGUUGCUCACACAGUCACAAGCUAAUAUUUAGGAGUUAAUGCAUUCAAGGAAAAAUCUGCUUUUGCAUACAUCACCUUUGUGUCACUCAGCUGAACUAUGGCUGCUCCCUAGUUCUGCUUCUUGUAUACUUUUCAAAUCAACUGCCAAGAAAAUUUCAUCCAGAUGUUUCUUACAAGGGGUUUAAUCAGCAGCGUGGAGUCGGGAAUCUUUGUUGUCUGUUUUGCAGUGGGGGUCAGAGAUGUCUGAGGGGAUGGCAUGUAAAAAGGUUAAAUGCCCUUCCCUUCCCAGGAGAUUCAUGAGCAAAUAUUUCUACUGGCAAAAGCAAAUGUUGAUUAUUUUAUUCCUUUUUUUGAAAAGGGAAUUCAUUCAACAAGAUUUAUUGGGCUCUAACCUCCACUUUAACAUAUGGUUCUCUUUUAACAUGAUAAAUAUCCGUUUGUACAUGAUCAUAAAUAGGUAAUGGAUUUUAGGGAUUUCUUUCUGAGCUGUAUCCAGCUUUGUACUACAUUAAAGGGUGAGUAACACAAAUGUGCAUUACUGUCUCGCUUUGUAGCCAAGGUAAUCAUGGAAUAUCAGAUACCAGCAUUGGCCAACCAAGCAGGAUGGAUUUGCCAUUGGAAGUACAGAGAAUCAUGAAUGUAUUGUAAAAUAAAACAAAGGCUGAUAACCAGUGACCUGUGUUGCCCCAUGCCCGUGUUCCCAAAGCGUGAAGGUGACUUAUAUGAGCACCAUGGGGGCUUUACAUAGGAAAUUAACAUUGUGUAGGUUAGAAUCAUAGCAAAUGUUAACUUCCAUGAUAAGCUGCUUUUUCAGGUAAAAUGAACUGAUGUGGGGUAUUGAAUUGCAUAUGCUGUUUUGUCACUCUUAAAAGGAAAAUAAGAAUCACUACAUGUUUUGGCUGCUUCUUUUUACUCUCUGUCUUUCAAAGUUGAAGUACUUGGUUUGCUUUCAUAACAAAGCAAAAUCUUUAAUCAAAAUGGCCAACUUCAGAAAGAGUGCAGAAUAUCAGGCUAAAGAAAAAGCUAAAAAAAACCCCAAACCCACUUGUGCACAGUCUGAUCGAAAUAAAUGUGCUUUGGGAGUGUCUGUCAAAAUACGUAAAGAAUGUUACACAGAAUGAUAUUGUGAGAUUCUUUGCUUUAGGGGGGCAGGCUGCCUGCAGGGUGUCAGGGACACAUGAAAUGAACUGCUUUAGGACAUGACUUUUGCCUGUGAAGUCCAGGCAGUUUGUGACUCUGGAUUCCAUCCUACAUUGUAGAGGAGAGAAGGUAGGACAGUAGAGGAUUUUUUUAAUUUUUUUUUUUUUACUGUAAAGCAAGAGUCUGUCUUGAGACUUUUAUGAGCCAAAGGAAUUGUAGACAACAUGAAUCAUUAACUGUCUCUUGUUUCCAGAAUACUUUGCAGCCUUUUUUUCCCCCUCCUUUUCUUCCCUUUGCCAGCUGCUAUGUUAUCAGAUAUUUCAGGAGAUACUCAAAAUACCUGAAAAGGUAAAGCUUAAACAAAUUUUUUUUUUUAAAUUCGAUUGUUCUUGAAGCAAUGCAACCUAUCCAUUGCAUUUGUGUCAAUAGAACAAAGUCUCUUGUUUGGCUUAUGCAGAUGAUACAGAACUACAAAAACCCCUCACAUGUGCCUGCUGUUUGAGAGAAACCUUUCUAUGAUUUGCUUCUUAAUAUGGGUACUUUGAAAUCCCCACGCAUUGUACUGAAAUUUGCUCAAAGGAUAGGCAACACUGUGUAAUAGGAUAGGAUACACUGUGUAAUGGAGUACUCAGUCCCAGUUCUGAGAUACGCCCUGGUCAGUCUUUUGAUAAUGUUUAACAGUCUGGUGGUCAGUUCCUCAAGGAUCUCCGCCUCUGACUGACAUCCUUCAAGUCCAAGAAACUCUGUAUCUUUGCAGGCGGACAGAGAAUCACGUUUCCCUCAUUGCAGCAAAGCAUACAGCAGGUAUGGCUAACAACUGCUUGACGUUAUGAGUGAAAAUAACACUCUCUUCUCUCAGAUGUCCAAUCUUACCCCAAACAGAUGGGAUACAGAAGAGAUGGAUGUUCCCAAUGUGUUAAAGGAAGUCAGACGCUAUUCCAGAUACCAGAAAAGUCUUAACAUAAAGCCAUGUCUUAAAGAGGAUGUAUAAACAGGCCAAGCUGCUUGCUUUCGACACCUCUUCCACUGCUAUUGCUUUUGUAGAAACAACCAAACAAAGCCAGUCUAAACCAAAAGAGAACUAAAGCAGUGCUUGUGCACUAGACAGGUAGAAACUUCCCUGGCCUAUGGAUCUAAUCUCAAUACUCACUGCAAAUGCACUCAGAUACUUUUAAAAUAGAAUAUGUAGCAUCUGUAUGGAUAUCAGUACCCUGAAUCUGACAGCAGUUAAUGAGAGGUAAAGACUUAGUGUGAUUUUUCUCUGACAGAGAACAAAUGCAUCCCUUUAAAAAGUCUGGGAACCUCUUGUCCUGGCUGAUGUGCAGUCACUGAUGGGAGACACUCAGUGGGAUUACAGCCUUUCUUAAAGAUUGUCAGUAUAUCUCCUACCAAAGGGCUACCUAAAGUGUUCCAUGUCUAGGGAGCUAACUGAUGAACCACUCCCCAACUAAAGUUUAAGGGACAACAGUUCAAAGAGAAUCUGCAGGCACAUGUAAUGGUGAUGAAUUGGGAAAGCAUGCAUUUAAAUUGACGUGUGAUGUGUUUGAAACGAUCUCGGAUCUGCAGUGUUCCUGAUUUUGCCUGGAUCUUCUAGAGGAGUGUCCAAGAAUUCUGUCCUGUGCUUUUCUCCAGGAAGAGAAUGUGCUUGACUUCUUGAGCAGCCUCAAAUUUGGUGCAAUGCUUUGAACUUGGGAUCAGAAAGCAAUUUUCCUUACAAGCUGGUAGUUGUCUGUAUCAGAAAAAUGAAGUGAAAGUGGUAUAUUAAUGCUGGGAUUCUCUUCAUAGGCUGUGUAGAGAUUCACAAUUUUAAGUGCUUGGCUGUGUGCAUGGUGGGGUAGGAGAUGAACUUUCAGAUGCAUUUAUUUCUCCAAUGUGAAUGCAACAGGCUCAGCUCCAGGAUUCACCUGAGGUGAAUGGAGAGUGUUGCUCAGGGGAUGCCUGCUGGACCAUCCAGGAUUAUAUUAGAUGAAGUGAAAUGCAAAAACUGAAAAAUUACUUGAUAAUUGAAGUUGUUGAGCAACAAAAAUGAGUGUUUUCUUGAAAUGAGAUUUGAAUAUUAUGUUCAGGUAUGUUUUAAUUUCCAGGUUUCUUGCCCUUAUGCAAAAUACAAAAUUACUACAUGACAUGGAGGCCUAUUGAUUUUUCACAGGACUGUUUACCAUUGAAGGUGUUUAUCCAAGAGUCAUACCUCAUUUUUAGAUAUUUUCAACAUGUUUGUUAGUAAAGUUGCACAUAUCCCUCUUUCACUACUUUCCACGCACAGAGAUCUUGGAAAUGAAUUUAACAAAAGGAAGAACAACAGUGCUUCGAAAAGACUAUGCAUAAGCAAGUUAUUUUUAGGAAACAGAACUACUAUGGCCUCUGAAGAAAAUAUGAAACAAUAAAUAUUUAUACAAAAGUGCAUGAGGUAAAGAAAUGAAUAUAAGACAAUGUAAGCAAGACUCUGUUCUUUGAUCCCAGCUGUAACUAUUUUUUUUCAUUGCCAAACAAUGUGUGAAAAUUGCUUUUGAUUGCAUGUGCUGUCGGUAGUACGCUUAACGAAUAUCACCUGAAAUGUUUUUGGGCUCAGAAAGAGACCAAAGAAGCCAUGCAGAUUUCUUUUGAUAUUAAAAGCAAAGACAUGAGCCCAUGCCUGCAGUGACUCGAGGGAGACCACUAUGUGCUACAUUAGCAGAUUGAAUUGCAGCAUCAUCACCUUUGUAAGACGCCUAAAAUACUGAACUGCGGGUUGGCUUUGAGGGCAAGAAUUGACAAAUGCAAAACAUGCAUUGAUGACAAGAAGAACCUCUUCCUAGCUUAAAAAAUUCUGUACAGUGUUCUCUUAAGCUGUGCUCAAUUUGCUUUAAAAAUAGUAAUAAAUCUUAUUGCUUAGGUCAAAUGUUACAUCUGUUGUGCAUUUAUAUGGGA